Molecule: messenger RNA, 381 nt
Organism: Phytophthora infestans T30-4
Lineage: Eukaryota; Oomycota; Peronosporomycetes; Peronosporales; Peronosporaceae
Exons: 5
Coding region: 1-381 (126 amino acids)
Source: RefSeq, a predicted model, not a curated record
AUGAGUCGGCGUGGCAACAGCACUAGCCACUCGCAGGUGACACCGUACCAGCAGAUAGAGCUGGACGAUGGUUGGCGAGAAUGGGAAAACACCAAGCAGGAACUGGUGCUGGUAAAGCGACAAGUAGCAGAGAAGGAUGCACUGAUACUUCAGUUGAAAACUGCAUCUCGCAGAUUAGAGGAAACACUGCACAAGAAAGAAAAAGAUUUGCAAGCUGCGUUUGCCAUUCUACGGUCCCCACAAGACGCCAAGACAACCAAAACGCGCAAGCAGGAGCUGGUUGACCGCUUAGUCUCCGAGUGUAUACAAAGGGCUACGACGUCUGAGGCGCUGGCCGAGGAACGGAGGCGAGAGCUUGACCGACUCAAGUACAGCAGGUAA